Molecule: messenger RNA, 5811 nt
Organism: Mercenaria mercenaria
Lineage: Eukaryota; Metazoa; Mollusca; Bivalvia; Venerida; Veneridae
Exons: 12
Coding region: 149-2149 (666 amino acids)
Biological process (GO): dGTP catabolic process
Cellular component (GO): nucleus
Molecular function (GO): dGTPase activity
Source: RefSeq, a predicted model, not a curated record
GUAAAGUCAUCUUUGUUUUUUUUUCUAUUUUCAAGAUCUGAAAUCUCCGAAGAAAAGUGUUAUUAUUUUGCGACGUGUCUAUGUUAAGUGGCAAGGUAUAGAUAAUACAGUGACAUAGACGAGGUUAAACAUAAUUAAAAAGAGAAAUAUGCCUCCCCAAAGACCACCAAAAUAUGGACAUCUGAUUAUCGUUGUCCAUCGCUGUGGAUUUAGGAUAACAAAGGAGUUAUUUCUGAAAAGGGUUCGAGACAUUACACCAGAAGGUCAUGACCCAUUUCCUUGGACUGUCGAUCAUUUCCUUUAUAGAAACAGAGAGAAGAUUCUCGAGAAAAAAAUUGGAAAAGUACUAAAACUUAAAUUAUUCCCUGGAUAUUCUAAGUCGACAAACAUAGAGAAUUGGGAUUUGAACACGUUUUGCUUUCUUCUGGUCCACUUUUGUGGGUUGGAAAAACGUGUCCGGCAAGACAUAGAUUUCUUGAGGAAAAUAAGAAACACGCUGGUUCAUUUAGGAGAUGGUGACAUCGAUGAUCAGAAGUACAAAACAUACAUUGACAGAAUCAAAGGUAUUACAAGCCGGUGUUCAACCGAGUUAAAAAAUCCUGAACUGGAGGUGGAACUGGAAAACGUUAUAAAAGAAAUGGAGAAUGUACAAUUGGCUGAUGUUGAAGAAGGAGAAGAGAAAUUAAAAGAAUGGUUCUUUGAUGAAAGAAAAUAUCGCGUUUGGAUAGAAAUCACAAAAGAAACAGUUGAUGAACUAAUGACAGAAUUGCAAGACAUUCAAGAGAGAUUAGAAGCAAAUGGAAAGCCGACAAAAAUUGAUAUCCCUUUUUCGAUUGCAAUACGUUUUAAAGGUCCGGGAGAGGAAUUAGAGGCUUUUUCAGCGGCACAUCAAGGGAGUGUAUCAGGGAUACUUCAAACAAGCAUAAGAUUAUGUAUUGAGAAAAUUAAGGGCGAUGUUCGUCAAAUGGGCCCAGAAGUCGAAAAUGACAGUACAGGUUCAAUUAUGUUCAAGUUUACAUGCUUUUCCGUGACGUCUUUGAUUUAUCUGGUAGACUACUUUAGUGGUCCAAUCCUUCAGAGACGUCUGCAAGACAUCACAGAAGCUCUCGAGGAUAUUGUAGAUGACAUAGUGACUAUACAGAUAUGUGUAACACCGGAGAACUAUGGGGAAAUCAUCAAGAAACUGGAUAAAGAUUUCGCCCCAGCAGACGACGUUACACCGCAGGUGAAAAGAAGAAAGCUUAGAAGAAAGGUAUUCAACGAUCCGUUAUACGGCCAGAUAGAAUUACAUCCAUUGUGCGUUAAGAUUAUUGAUACACCACAGUUCCAGAGACUGAGGUACAUUAAACAGCUAGAGACCUGUUACUUAGUCUACCCUGGUGCGAGUCAUAACCGGUUCGAACAUUCAAUUGGCGUUUGUCACUUGGCUGGUAAAUUUUUGAGAGUAUUGAAAGAAGGCCAGCCAGAGUUAGAUAUCACAACAAAAGAUAUUCUGUGUGUAGAAAUAGCCGCCCUCUGUCAUGACCUAGGUCAGGGGCCAUUUUCUCAUGUGUUUGAACACAAAUUCAUACCAACUGUUUAUCCAGAAAUCGUAUGGAAGCAUGAGAAGGCUUCUGUGAAGAUGUUUGAAUAUUUGUUGCGUGAUAACGGCGGUAAACUUCACGAGUACUUCCGACAGAUGAUACCAAGCUUUGAAGAAAUGGAUAUAGAAUUCAUUAAAGAAUUGAUUGAUGUCCCAGUUGACUUAGACGCAGAAGUUUGGCCUCACAGAGGGAGAAACAAGAACAAGAGCUUUUUAUACGAGGUAGUAGCUAACCGUGUGACCGGAAUCGACGUUGACCGAUGGGACUACCUUGCCCGGGACAGUUACAUGCUGGGCAUGAAAACAACUUUUGAUCACAGUAGAUUAAUGCAUCACGCUAGAGUACUUGUAGCGGAAGGAAGGAGACAAAUCGGCUUCAGGGACAAGGCAGCCCAAGACUUGUAUGAUAUGUUUUACACCCGGAUGACUUUAUACAGAAGAGCGUAUCAACACAAGACACACAAUAUCAUUGGAAUGAUGAUACGUGAUGCAUUGCUUGCUGCUAACAACGAGAUUUCUUUCGUCGGGGAAAAGGGUAAAAUUAAAUCAGUUAUUUCCAAAGCUUAAUACAUUUGUUUGAAACAUAUCACAAUGUCGUUAUAAUAUAGGUACUUGUGAUUUAGCUUUGGAAUAUAUUAUAAAGAGAAAGACUUCUUACGAAAUACAUAAAAUUUAAUCUUAAUUAUCACUGUGUGGUAAAUACAAGGUAAGCUGUCCAGUAUGGCCGCUCUAAACAAGAAACAAAGGAACAUCAUAUUCAUAUAAGUCCUUGAAGAUAUUUUAUACAUCUUUUUCAAAUUUGUUCAUUAACCUUGAUAAUGUCCAAAGAAGUCCACUGGCAUUGCGAUUUGAAUGAUAUUUAACAUAAAUAUGUCUUUUUCUUUCAUAGAAAUUGCUUAAUUCAUGUCAGGAGCUUGAAAAUGUUUCGUUUAUAUUGUUAUUAAAAUCAAACAAUUAUCUUGACAUUAUGGGUGUGAAUAUAUUUGAAGAAAAUAUCUUUUAUAAGGAUGCAUCAACUGUGGUAUGUGCAAAACACCCAAUUAUUCAAAAGGAAACAAAACAUUUUUAUGAAUGUAUAUACUUAAAGACGUUCAAUGAUAGACUCGAAUGUUUUUUUCAGUAUGAACUGUUAAAUUUACUAGUGCUUAUCAAACCGAUGCUACUACUAUUGCCAUUUUGGAAGUCUAUGAUUGUUUGAAAUGGAAAUCUGAUGACCUAAAAAAAUCUUAAAAUUGAAAACGGUUUGGUGCACAAGUUUCAUGAGGCCAGGUUAAAUUUAUACACAUCGACGCACACCUCACAAGUAAUAUUUGCGUUAGCGUAUGCACAAAGAAACGAUGUCUGUCAAGGGAUCAGAAAUACGUUAAGCGAUAGAUUGAAUAUUUAGUGGUGGCUCUACAGGGCUACUGGAUGAUGAGUUUACAUUAUCACCUUCCAAUGUGUACUAAAAGGCUUACACUCCCCAUUGGUGGUGUUCCUAAUGACAAUCCCGAUGCGAUUCCUAACUGCUUGUUUGUUUCUUCUACGAUAUCUAUACGUUGGGGUUCUUUCCCAAGCAUAGAGGUGAGAUUUUCUCAUCUAAAACACCAACAAAAGCAGUGGUAAACGCCAUUCGUCAUAGUUGGAAAUUCAAACGUACAAGCGAAUUACUUUACAGUAUGAUUAGGUGCAUUAACUACAUAAUAUUGUUAAUCAUGCAUUGCGGCUAGAUUAUUUAUAAUUUGGCCCCAUUAAAAAUGUUGGACUUUGAUUAAACUUAGCCUGGGUGUUCCUUGGGUGGUCUUUCUACCAAAGCUUCUCAUACGGUUCCGCUUUGUUGCACAUAGGGGCCACCUGAGCUAAAAAUAACAAAAAUAAAAAAUCGAACGGCAUCGCCUCAUUAACCCGUGGUCCGAUUUUAAAUGAUCUCACGCAAACGGUCCUUAUGUAACUUUCUACAAAGAUUGUUCAAAUCACAAAUAUUCCGAUUCGUCAAAAAACAUGGCCGUAAGAGGGCGUAGUCACUUUCCCUGUAUGUAUAUAGCGGAAACUUUAGAAUCUUCUUGUGUGAAACUGUUAGCACGAUUUAAAAAUAAUAUUACACAAAUGGUCCUUGUGUGACCCUCUGCCAAGUUUGUUAUGUCAAAAAAACAUGGCCACCAGAGGGUGUGGUAUCUUUUCCCUAUGUGUUUAUAGAAGAACCUUAAAAGAACUUCUUGUUUGAAAAUGCCGGCCUGAUUUGAAAACAGUUUAACACAAAUUGUUCUUGUGUGACGUUCUACAAAGAUUGUUCAAAUUAUUCUGUUUCGUUAAUAAACAUGGCCGCCAGAUGACAUGGGCGGUUUUCCCUAUAUGAUUAUAUAUAAGAAACUUUGAAAAUUUUCUCCUCUAAAGUCAUAAUAUCUACAGCUUGAUAUUUGGCAUGUGAUAUAAGGGUUUUUCUCUCUACCGCAAUUGUUCAAAGUAUUGCCCUAGGGUCAAAAAUGGCCACGCGCCAUAUAUACUACAUGUAAAUGCUUAUAUACAAGAAACUUGAAAGUCUUUUUCUCUGAAGCCAUAAUAGCUAGAACUUUGAAAUUGGCAUGUGACUUAAGGCAGUUUGACUGUCUACCGUAAGUGUUCAAAUUAUUGCUCUUUGUUCAAAAAUGGCCAGACCCAUGUGUUGGAUAUGUAUAUAACAUAGCCACUUUGAAUAUCUUCUUCUCUGAAUCCAUAAUUGCUAGAACCUUGGUAUUCAUUUAAACCCAAUCUGUUAUUGUACCAUUACGUUAUAUAAACACAUUUAAAGCCUUUUACACAUGUGAGCACUUUAGGGUCAAUGAUACUUUUGUUUGGAUUUUAAAAUCAUUUAUCUCGUUGAAAAGGGGCAAAUAUCAGAUUUGAAGAAAGACAACAAAGCUAGACUUUUCACGUGCCUUCUAACUAAAGAAAGCUAAAUUAAUGAAUCUGUGACAUAAAUAAUUUGCUAGCCAAAGAACUACAUGUAUAUAUACAAAAAAAAACGUCACGAAAAUUGUGAAAUCAAAAAAGGGCAAAACUUCGAGAGAAAAACUAGAGUUAUCGAAUCUGUGCAUUGCAUGUCAGAUCAACACGAUGAACGAUUGUGUUUAGUUCCAAUAAAUUUCUAGCGGUUACUGAUAUAACAGCCUACAUACAAUAUAUAACCAAAUCAGGAUGUCAAAGCCGAAGGAAGGAUAUGUGAAAGAGCCCUGCGUAUUCUUCAAGUUCCUGGAAUUGCCCAAACCUAAUUUGUAUAUAGGUGUUCCUUUACAACUGGUAAGGGAAAAGGCAAACAAACAUUUUUAAUAAUAAACUUUAAAAAGAAGUUGUUUUAGAUAAAGUCAUCAUCGACACUGACGGGUUGUGAUCGAACCCCGGUUUUCAAAAACGAAUGACUUGGAUAAUCUGCGCUGAUUUGGCACGCAAACAUACUUACAUUCAAUGUUUUAAAGGUCGUUUUGACCUAUUUAUAAUGACAUAUAGUGCUCCAUUUUAAUAAUAUUCCUGGAAAUGAAUCCAUUACAUUCAGACACAUCAGUAAAAAAACAAUUACUCACUAGAUUUUAUGCUAUCCUUAUAUAAGGCCAUCCUGAAAUAAAAAAAAAUAGUGAAGGAAAUAACCUUAGUAUCGAUCAUGCGAAUUUAGUUGCUAUCCAAACUAUUGACUGUUCCUUGAUUACUCUAUCCAAACCAUACACACUUGGUACAUGUGGUUGACUUCUGGUUGAAUUUUGUAGCAAAAUUACUAAAUUUUCAAAUGAGAGACCAAUGACUUCAUAGGCAAAACUGUUUUUUUCUUUCUUCUUAACCGUUUUGUACUGUUGGUGCAAUUGUAACAUUAUCUAAAAGUUUCGUUUUCACUUCUUGUUUAACAUAAUCUGCACGUUUUAUCACUUAAUAAUUUAAACUGGAAUGCUUUUAUCAUUUAUAUCCAAACUAUGCUUAGAAUGAUGUGUUAAAACGGUAUAAAGUUUUAUUAAAUUGUGAAAAGCGAUAUUCUUAUCUUUUUUGUUUGGGAAAAGCCAUCUAUUGGACAGUUUCAAAACACACGACUACCGGUGAAGCUACCAUACAGUGAAUAUGUUGGAGUCUUUUGAAAGUAUGCUUGUUAAAAUGUUCAAUUGUCAAUCUUACAUUGCUGAAAAUACAGAGUUUAUGGCAUACAUAAUUUUGCAAAUGUUACGCUUUAAGACAAACACAUAAAAAUAUCAUGAUGAUAAUCUUAGUUUCAACAAGGUAUUCAAACACUU